UGAACUUCCCAACGUCAAAAUGGCGUGUUGUUGACAUGCCAGGUUGUCACCCAAAAUUCAAGCACAAAUUUAAAACGAAAAAGCCACAAGUCGAACGAAACUGAUACGAUGAUGAAUUGAUUUGGAGCCGUGUCGAUGAAAAAAUAAAGGCAAACUCUACUAGUCGUUUGCGUGAAGUAAAUUAGCGACAAAACAUAAAAAUAUGGGGAGAAUGAGAUGGUUCACCAGAACCUCGAAAAUAGUUGCGUUAUGCAGUGCAGCGAAUUUUAUCAACAGUGCGGACAGGCUGAUAAUGCCCAUAGCUAUCGUGCCCAUGGCUGAUAUAUUUAACUGGAGUUUGCACGAUCAGGGAUGGAUACAUUCGGCUUUUGCUGUUGGAUACUUUACUAGUCAAAUUAUAGGUAGUUUCUGGGCCACAAAACUGGGAGUAAAAAAUGUUUUAAUAUGUAGUGUGUUUCUAUGGAGCAUAGCCACUUUUAUUACACCCCUAUUGGCUCACAGUAUCAACCUACUUAUAUCUUGUAGGAUAAUUCUUGGAUUUGCUGAAGGAUUAGGUUUGCCAACGAUAUUUCAACUAUUCGCACACAGCAUCCCGGUAGAGGAACGGAGUAGAGCGUUUUCGUAUCUUAUCGCGAGUGGUUCGGUUGGCCAGACUGUCGCGUCGGUUCUCUGCCCGCAUUUAAGUUGGCAAUCGUGUUUCUACUGGUUCGGGUCGUUCGGGUUCGCGUGGGUGUUCAUGUGGUUUCUGUUUUACCCCAAGGACGCUUACAACGGGGAAGAUGUAAUUCCUUUGCACGCGCCUAAGGUUAGCCAGAAGAUCCGCUGGCCGGAUUUCGUGCUUUGUAAGGCGUUGUGGGCGAUUUAUGUGGCGCACUUUGCUAUGAAUUGGUCCUCGUAUAUUAUAAUGCAGUGGUUGCCUACGUAUCUCGCGAAGUAUUUGGGCGGGAAUGCGCACAGCUUGAGUUUGACGGCGUUGCCAUAUAUCGUCAAUUCUGUGUUUGGGGUUAUUAGCGGGCACGUUGCAGACGGUUUAUUGCUGCGCAAGAACUGGUCAGUGUUAAACGUGCGAAGGUUGAUGACGUGUGUUGGUCUUAUAGGGCCCGCUUUGUUUCUCGCUAUAUUCUGCGUUGUGGACCAUUUGUGGUUCGCGCUAAUACUCGUCAGCAUUUCCAUGGGACUAUUCGCGAGUAAUUCUGCCGGGCAUUUGAGUAAUCACGUGGAUAUAGCCCCUAAUCACGCCGGUACUACGUUCGCGAUUAGCAACACGAUUGCCACCAUAUCCGGUAUACUUUGUGGACCUGUUACCGCCAGUUUGGUUCACUACUCAGACGGCAAAUGGAUGACGGUCUUUCUAGGUGCUACAGCCAUCAACUUGACGGGUGCUUUUAUAUAUUUUACGAAUAGUGUCGCUACGCAGGUGCUGUAAUCCACUAUGUACCAUUUAUAGAUAUGUAUAUUUUGUAGACUAAGAAAUAUAAAGACUAAUUUAUUUAUAA
Messenger RNA from Brassicogethes aeneus, 1496 nucleotides. The record is from the annotation of a GenBank genome assembly. Lineage: Eukaryota; Metazoa; Arthropoda; Insecta; Coleoptera; Nitidulidae.